UUAGUUGUUGCACAGCCCGGAAGUAAACGGUCCAGCAUGGCUUUCUAUCCCCUGACGUCUUUUACAUAAAUGGCAGCUGUUUUUGUUUUAAUACGUUAAUUAAGAAAUCUGAGCGGUUAUUAUUUGUUGGCGUGGCUACACGUUAAACGUAGCAUUUCAUAGUGAGAUAACGUUGACCGGGACCCCGUUAUAGCGUCGACUGGGAACCAAGUGACAAGUCUGUGGUGGUCCAACGUGGCUGACGGUUUAAGUAAGAGCGACUAUUUCACAGUGGCCAUCAUGUCAAAUGUAAAGUCCAGGAAAACACACCCUGCAGCGAAAGGACAACAGCAGGUUUCUGAAAAGAAUAACAACAAUGUAAAUAAGAAAAAUAAAUUCUGGUUUAAAGACAAAGUUAAAAUUAAAAAGUUUUCCCCAAACAACCAACGGAAAGUGGAACCUCCAAAAGAUGCUCAACACUUCUCUGCCAACUGGAAAGCAUUGCAAGAGAUUUUAAAAGCCAGUGAGCCGGAGAAAAAACAGCCCGUGACAUCAACAAACCAGACUGGAUCGCUUCAAAAAAAGGAGACCAAAGAAAAUUCUUCAUUAAAUAUUUCUAAGAAAAACACCAGUCCCAAGCAGACAGAGACUGGCAAAAAAGGGAAGCAGAAAACUGCGUCAGGCAGUGUUGUUCCCAAGGACGCUCAUGUCAAUGCAAAGGUUCCGGCCGUCUCACCAUCACAACACUCUAUUGCUCCAAAAAGGAAAAGCAGCAGUGGAAAUUCAAGCAGUGAGCAUGCGGUGAAAAAAAAGAAGGUUGUGGUUGCAGAGAAGAAACUUACAGAAGAUGACCUGUGGUUUGACGAUGUAGACCCGGACGACAUCGAGGCAACGGUCGGAUCAGAGGCAGCGGACAUCAUGAGGAAAAAGCAGCACAUUCAAACCAAGGAUGCAGAGAGUGCUCUGGUCAAGGAGAAAGCCUUUGAGGGUCUCACCAAAGCUGUGGCGAUUGAUUGUGAGAUGGUGGGAGUUGGUCUAGACGGAGAAGACAGUAUCUUGGCGCGCGCAUCCCUCGUGAAUCAGUUUGGGAAAUGCAUCUAUGACAAAUACGUCAAACCCACAGAGAGGGUGACGGACUACAGGACAGCCUUCAGUGGCAUCCGACCAGAGGAUAUCAAAAAUGGAGAAGAUGCGAGGGUCGUCCAGAGGGAGGUAGCAGAGAUCCUGCGAGGCAGAAUUGUGGUUGGACAUGCCAUUCACAAUGAUUUAAAGAUUUUACUCUUGGAUCACCCCAAAAAGAAAAUCCGGGACACUCAGAAGUAUAAACCAUUCAAAAAGAUUGCUAAGAGUGGCCGGCCCUCAUUGAAAGUCCUCUGCAAAGAAGUCCUUAACGUGAAGGUCCAGCAGGGCGAACAUUCAUCUGUCCAAGACGCACAGGCCACCAUGAGGCUCUACACAAUGGUGAAAAAGCAGUGGGAAGCAGAGAUUAAAGCCAGUCACAACAACAAAGACUCGGACCAGAAAAGUGAAAAGAGGAAACCCAAGUUGCCCAAGAGCAGAUGAUCUCAUUAUAUCCUGAGGAAAACUGAGGAAGAUGAUCAGACUUUAUUUUUUGAAAGACAAAAAUAUGAACGACGUCACAGGCUCCUGCUGUGGAAAACUUACACAGGAAACUUUCCCUUUAAGAUCUUUUCUCUUUCUCCCGUAAACAUGGCAUCAUUUCAAGAAAUGCCUUCAUCCCCACAAAACCACUGGAAACGCUGUAGUACAUGUGCCACACCUGUACAUGGCGCUGUGAUGCCGUCACAGAAGUGCACCACAAACAGAGAAGAAGAUGCAGAGCACGCAGAUAAAGCUUGCACAUCGUGGACAAACAGCAGAAGAAGACAACGAGAAAGAUGGCAACAGCAAAGUACAGUAGGGAAAUGUUGUAUUUGAAGACUUGUUUUUCUUUUCUUUGUUUUUUUUUCAUUGUUCAUAUCUUUGAUUUGGAAUAACUUGAUUUGCCUGGUUGUUUGUUAUUCGUCUGUAGCUAUAUUACGUUUCUCACCCAUUAAUCAUUUUACCAGUUUGAUUUGUCUGUUUUGUUCAGUGGCGGGUCAUCAAUAGGAGGCACCUGUCCCACAUGAAGAAGAAUCACAGACCUCCAAUGACUUUAAAAACAUUUUAAUGAAUGUAUAUUUUUGUCACCUAGUGUGGUAAAUGUGACAUAAUAGUGAGUAAAAGGACUAAUUUGCACCAGAGCUGUAGAUUUAAAAUUCUGAGAGGUUACACAUUUAAUAUGGGAUUCCAGAAUGACUGCCACUACACAAACUCUGCUACUUAUUCCUUUACUAGCACCUCUGUCGUAUUUAUUUCACAGUGAAUCAGACGUACACAAAGUGCUGUGUAGGUAGUAAUUGUGCCUGUGUUGCUAAGCUGUUUGUGGGCCCAAAAUCCCAUGUAGUGUGUGUGUGGUAAUUAACUUUUGUUGGACAAACUAAUCCCGAGUCUGCCACAGUUAGUAAACACAAACUUCAUAGUAGGUUUUCCAUGGAUUUAACGUGCAUAACGUGCAAUAACGGUUAACGUAGCAGUGUUUGUGCGGUGGCCGCUAUGAUGGUUUGGCGAGGUUGUGGCGAGUUGGAACACACAAUAAUGUCAGUGUGUCUCAUACACUAUGACCAAUAUCUCACCUCUGGCCACUAACGGGACUUUGGAGUUUGUUUAUUACCGAAAUGCAUCACGUCUGUUGAAUCACACGCUGAUUUUCCUGGAUUCCUGUAACGUUGCCAUCAAUGAACAAGAUUCUUCUGCCUGAUCCAACAACCCACACCUGAGAGCUGCAGCAGCGACACUGUCUUCUUUAUGUGAUGGUUCAAGGUGAAAA
This is a messenger RNA of Solea solea (common sole), 2848 nucleotides long. It is a transcript of the gene rexo4, whose product is annotated as REX4 homolog, 3'-5' exonuclease. The record is from RefSeq and is a predicted model, not a curated record. Gene Ontology annotation, biological process: DNA catabolic process; rRNA processing. NCBI's taxonomy places the organism in Eukaryota, Metazoa, Chordata, Actinopteri, Pleuronectiformes, Soleidae. The transcript is spliced from 8 exons. Gene Ontology annotation, molecular function: nucleic acid binding; 3'-5' exonuclease activity. Gene Ontology annotation, cellular component: nucleus. Bases 280 to 1542 code for a protein of 420 amino acids.